This is a messenger RNA of Megalops cyprinoides (Indo-Pacific tarpon), 1361 nucleotides long. RefSeq names its product dystrobrevin binding protein 1a (gene dtnbp1a). The record is from RefSeq and is a predicted model, not a curated record. Bases 279 to 1343 code for a protein of 354 amino acids. Lineage: Eukaryota; Metazoa; Chordata; Actinopteri; Elopiformes; Megalopidae. Gene Ontology annotation, cellular component: synaptic vesicle membrane; BLOC-1 complex; cytoplasm. The transcript has 10 exons. Gene Ontology annotation, biological process: neuron projection development; regulation of synaptic vesicle exocytosis; platelet dense granule organization.
ACGAAACGGGCUCCCGAAAGAGCUGAGCAGACACAAGAGAGGAAAAAAAACAAGUGUUUAGCUACCAGAAACUCUCGUACGGGACCUGCUGAAAACCAAUAUCGUAUCUAAAGUAAAAUGGUUGAUAAGGGGUUUUAACUAGUGUAUUAAAUAUAUGGAAAUAGGUAACGAACUGUUAGCUUGAUAGCUAACUAUAUAAAACAAAACCGAGUUAAGAUAGCUAGCUGUCCUGUUAGCUAGAGUCUAACUUGUUAGCUAGCACAAAAAAGGAACUGGACAUGUUUGAGAAUUUCAGAGAGAGGUUACAGACGGUGCAUCAGGACUUUACAACGGGGAUAAAGACGCUGAGUGACAAAUCGAAGGAGGCCAAAAUAAAGAAGACACAGAGGAGAGAAGAAAGUCCACCACAAUACUCAGCAGGGGUGGACUUGCUCAGCCGGUAUGAAGACACCUGGGUGACCCUCCACAAAAGAGCUAAAGAAUGCGCAAAAGCAGGAGAGACGGUGGACGGAGAGGUGGUGAUGCUGUCAGCCCACUGGGAGAGGAGGCGGACGGCACUGAUCGACCUUCAGGAGCAGCUGCAGCAGAUCCCAGCUUUCCUCACUGACCUGGAGUCUGUCACCUCCCGCAUUGCACAGCUGGAAGGGGACUUUGAGGAGAUGGAGAGCCGUCUGCUGCAUCUGGAAGACCUGUGUGACCAGUGUGAGCAGCAGCGUGUCAAACACUACCACAUACUGCAGCUGGAGAACUAUAAGAAGAAGAAGAGGAAAGAGCUGGAGUCCUUCAAAGCGGAGCUGGAUGCUGAGCAUGCUCAGAAGGUGCUGGAGAUGGAGCACGCUCAGCAGGUGAAGCUGAAGGAGCGGCAGAAGUUUUUCGAGGAGGCGUUCCAGCAGGACAUGGAGCAGUACCUGUCCACGGGGUACCUACAGAUCGCCGAGAGGAGAGAGCCUAUAGGAAGCAUGUCUUCAAUGGAAGUGAACGUGGACAUGCUGGAGCAGAUGGAUUUGAUGGACGUGUCCGACCAGGAGGCCCUGGAUGUCUUCCUGAACUCCGGGGGAGAGGAUAACAGCGCAGCAUCCCCAGUGCAGGCCGGAUCAGGUCUGGAGCCCUUCCCUUCGGAGAUCACGCUCCAGGUGCCCACACAGGCGGAGCUCCGGCACAAGCUCUCCUCCGUCUCCUCCACCUGCACCGACUCGGCCAGCCAGGAGACCAGCGAGGAGAGCGGGGACUCGCCAGUGGUGCAGUCCGACGAGGAGGAGGUGCAGGCCGACACCGUGCUGACGGCGCUGCCCGAGCCCGAGCCGCUCAAGAACUCUGACGACAGCGACUCUCAGGCCACAUAGAGCCGCGGGGCCGCUGGA